CCUUAGUGCCUCGGUAUCCAAUUCUAUGUAUAAAUCCACCAUCACCUACGAUAUUUCUCCCAUUACGAAUUUCGUCACAAUCACCAUCAACCAGCUUGAGAAAGAAGGAAGGAUAUCAGGUAGUACUACUGUAGUGACCGUUACUGAAGCAGGCAACACGGUGACGGUCUUUUACACUACGACGGUGGCGGCUGAUACAUCCCCUGGACCAGCAUCCGCACCACCGUCAUCGUUAAUAUCGCCCGACCCGGCCACAACAGAAGAUUUGACAUCAUUAGCAUCGACCCGUACUCAUUGGACAACUAUCACAAUAACUCGUCCGUCCUUCACUAGUGUCGCAACUACCACUGAGUCGCCCACUGCUCGAUUGUCUCCCGAGCCGUCAGGCAGUUCUUCUGCGGUGCCUUCUAUCCUGACAACUCCCGAAAAUACAGCUGCACCGGCAUCACCACCGGCAUAUGCAACUUUUACAUCGCUUGUUGCAAGUGGGGAAUUGACAUCAACACUAUCGCAAGCGAAAUUUUGACUCUGAAACUGAGAGCGCCAAGAAUGUUUGGGUUUCUGUCAUCAAGAUAAUGUAUUGAGUGAGGAAAGCCAGCGAUAUGGGAUGAAUGCGAGUCUAAUGGCGGCUCAAUAGAAGAGACUGCCGGGGGAUUUGAUGCCUUCCUCGAAUUCCUAGACAAGCUAGAAGAUAUGAUGAAAACUUUCCAUUUACGCAUCACCCGAAGAUAGUGUGAUAUCGGGAACACAGUGGAACAUGAACCAGCAUGCAAGCAUGUAACUCAUGUCCUAGGAUUAAAAAUUCAGCACUGAUGAUUAAUCACCAAGUCCCUUCGACAAGGCAAGAUGAUGAUGAAAAGGA
This is a messenger RNA of Truncatella angustata, 862 nucleotides long. RefSeq lists its product as uncharacterized. The transcript has a single exon. The record is from RefSeq and is a predicted model, not a curated record. NCBI's taxonomy places the organism in Eukaryota, Fungi, Ascomycota, Sordariomycetes, Amphisphaeriales, Sporocadaceae. The coding region runs from base 26 to 526 and encodes 166 amino acids.